Parnassius apollo (apollo) is the source of this 546-nucleotide messenger RNA. Lineage: Eukaryota; Metazoa; Arthropoda; Insecta; Lepidoptera; Papilionidae. The record is from the annotation of a GenBank genome assembly.
AUGUUCUUACAGGAUCCUUCACAAAAUGAAGAAAAACAUCAUGCUGUUUCUAACAAUCAUUAUGUUCUCAACGCGCAAAGAUAUUCGGCCCACAAUAUGACAUAUCUCGACAAAUCAGAAAAUUUACUAAGAGUGCCAAAGAAAUACUACGAAGAAAGGAAAAGGAAGCAAAAAACAUUAAAGAAGCUGCCGAAAAGAACUGUGCAGAAGAUAAUUAAACAGACUAAAUCUAAAUAUAGAAGAAGUUUCAAUCAAGCUACUAUUCAGCCUACCCAAGUAUCAGAAGAUUUCAAUCUAAUAGACAAAUCACUAUCCGAUAAAUUAGAUAAUAAAGCAACUACUCAAGUUAAUCAAAGAAAGAAGUCAAGAAAAAACAUAAAAUUGAUGCGGUAUCCAAUGCCGUUCCAGAAAAUUUCCUAUCAUAAUAGAUAUAGACGAGAUAAUGAAAGAGAUGUUUACAUAUUAAAUGAUCUUGAUGAAAUCGAGUUCUUGAGUAAUGAGGAUGGUUAUGAUGUGGUUAAUGCACAUGUUAAAAACUAUUGGUGA